Abrus precatorius (Indian licorice) is the source of this 2724-nucleotide messenger RNA. RefSeq names its product B-box domain protein 31-like. Gene Ontology annotation, molecular function: zinc ion binding. The transcript has a single exon. NCBI's taxonomy places the organism in Eukaryota, Viridiplantae, Streptophyta, Magnoliopsida, Fabales, Fabaceae. The record is from RefSeq and is a predicted model, not a curated record. The coding region runs from base 131 to 598 and encodes 155 amino acids.
CAAGAGAGGAUUUUAAUAGUUGCAAGAACUUGCAACUUGCCCUGCACCAUUUUUUUUUCGUUGUGGACAAUUUACUAUAUGUAGCUGUUGUGUGUCCAAAACAACAGAGAGAAAACAAUUGAAGGUUGAGAUGACGAAGAAGUGCGAGCUUUGUAACUGUCCCGCAAAGUUGUUCUGUGAAUCAGAUCAAGCAAGCCUCUGUUGGGAAUGCGAUGCAAAGGUUCACAGUGCAAACUUCCUCGUCACCAAGCAUCCCAGGUUUCUUCUUUGCCAUGUUUGUCAAUCACUAACAGCUUGGCACGGAACCGGACCCAAGUUUGUACCCACCAUCUCCGUUUGCAACACUUGUGUUAGCAACAGUAAUGAGACCUGCAACCAACAGAAUCAUGAUGAUGAUGAUCACGAUGAUGACGAUGAUGAUGGCUCGGGGGAGGACGAUGAUAUAGAAAACGAUGAUGUUGGUGUGGACGAAGAUGAUGAAGAAAAUCAAGUGGUUCCAUGGACAUCUACACCACCACCCCCAGUUUCCCCUUCCUCAAAUAGUGUUUCUACUAGUUCUACCAGGUUCUCUAAUGUUGAAGAUGGUGGCUCAGAUUAAUGCUUCCAAUAUUUGAUUUUCUUCCUCUGUUUUUUCUUUUUUUUUUUCCUAAUUUUGAGGAUUUUUGGCUUGUCAUGUAUGUUUAUAAAGCUAAGAAGAAAGCCUCCAACUCCAAGGCUUCUCUUUCCUUACGUUGAUAUGAUAGUUUAUGACUCGUAGGUUAACGGUAACAAAGUUGCUUGAUUUUGUGCUAAUAAUCAUGAAUCCGCUCUAAUAACUUUGUGCUAACAAAGUUGGCAAAUAUCAGAAUAUGCAACGAAUACAAAAGUAAGAAAAACCAUGGAUUAAUUUCAGGGAAAGCUAGUCUCUCUAGUUGCUAAUGAACCUUAAUUCUUGUGCCCAUUGCCAAAUCCUUUCAUUCAAUUGCCACAAGUUUUUGUUUUAUUUUUCUGUUUGUUUUAUCUGACUGUUAGAUUUGAGAAAUUUAAGUCCUCUCAUAAGACAAUGUAUUUGUGUUUUCUAAAUGCCAACAAACCCUACUAUUGAUUUUGAUUUUCUUGUUUUGAAAAUUAUGAAGGGUCACAAUCACACAGCAUUGAACUUGCGGUUCUAAUCAAGGAUUGCCCACUUGCAUUAAUUAUUGUAGUUUAUUCAUUAAUUAUAGUAGCUUAAUCGCACUUCAUGCACUCAACUUCUGUUUGAUGUGAUAUCAAGACUCUUCUUCCAACCUGAAAUGUGAGAGCAAAGGAAUUCUGACAACAUUUUUCACUGACUGAGGAAUUGUCUGAUCUAGGAUGUUGCUUAGAAUCUGUCUUAUGUGUAUAAACUACUAUACUCGAUGAUCCCCUGGUAUUAAAUAAAACGGACCGUCACAUAGAUUUGUACGAAAAUAACAAAAGCAGACCAUAUCAUAGAUUAAAAAAAAGGAAAAAACAAUAAUCUCUUUUGUGAUUCACGAGUAUAAAAUAAGCUAAAUUAAGUUUUGCACCUGAGGAUAGGGAAGUGGGACCAUGUAAAUCCGACACCUUCACGUGCCUUCCAUAAACAUGAUUUAGUAUUUAAGUAGCAAGUUAAAAAUGGGUAGUACUAUCCCAAAGAAUGUUAAACUAAAUUAAUAUCAAGUUAACCAACGAGAUUUGAAGGAAUCAAGAAGAAAGGGAAUGAGGGUAGGGAUUAUAUUAGCAGUGACUGUGAAAUUGUUGCUUUGCAAGUGGGGGAGGGUAUGUGUGGCCAUCAGUGUAAGCUUUUGCCAAAACUUACCACCAUGGACACACGAGAUACUUUUUGAGUUAUCUAUGUUUAUUCCUUAGAUUCUUUCUGCUCCAAAGCCGUUGGUUUUUCUGAUUUGUCUCUGAUUGUACUACUAUGUAUAUGUAUGAGUCACAAAGGAAAAAUAUUCUGCAUCAUGGAUAUAUAUCCUUUAUCUUGAAGUUAUAGCCACUAAACUCCCUUUGGUAUCCACAUAUGUGAAAAGUCUUUUUCUGAACAAAGAUGGUUUUAAGUCAAGUGCUUUCUUUAAUCAACGAUAGAAAAUCUACAGGGUCUCUAACUCUAUCAGAUUGACGAAAAGAAGAGCAAUUUGCUUACACCAAUAGUCCAAAACAAUUAGUUUGACGUUGCUUUGCUUGUCCCAUUAUCAUUAAUAUCACCGUAAUUUGGCAAUUCUUGAGAGGGCUUCAACGUAUCAUGAAGGUGAAGAAAUUUGAUACCAGCUACACUAAACGACAAAAAUUGUUGUAGAUGCUUGAAUUUGAGGUAACUAAGUUGAGUAAUAUGAUCUGUACCGAAAAUAAUUUAAUUAUUCCUAAAGUUAUUAAGUGAGGCAUUUAAAGUCUUGAAAUUUUAAAAAAAUUUGUUAAGUCAUUUUUUUACUUUAUAUUUUAGUAUUAUUUUGCAAAAAAUAAAAUGGUUUACACAAUUAAGAUUAACGAAGGAUUUUAAAUUUGAAGGAAUUAAAAUAUUUAAUUCAUAUAAUUUCAAACUCUGAUUUAUGGGUUUUAUUUAAAAAUUUGAAUAUCAUUAUCAUAUACACACGUACAAAUAAGAUAAUUGACACCAUAUGCAAAUUUACGCUUAUAAAAACACGUAUAAAUGAUAAACUUUAUUAAUUAAACAGAAAAAUAUAAAUUUAUGAAGUAAAUAAAGUUUACAAAAAGUCUUUUAAUUCAAUAGUUAACUAAUGCUUC